Messenger RNA from Haliotis rufescens (red abalone), 1936 nucleotides. RefSeq names its product 3-oxoacyl-[acyl-carrier-protein] reductase FabG-like. The transcript is spliced from 9 exons. The coding region runs from base 88 to 888 and encodes 266 amino acids. The record is from RefSeq and is a predicted model, not a curated record. Gene Ontology annotation, molecular function: oxidoreductase activity. Lineage: Eukaryota; Metazoa; Mollusca; Gastropoda; Lepetellida; Haliotidae.
GUAGCUCGCGAUCAUGUCCCGGCGAGUGUUCCAUACUUUGACACAGUUAUUCACAAGCCAGAUCAUUGUCACGGCAGGAGCGACCUGAUGGCGAACUUUGCAGGCCGAGUUGUACUUAUUACAGGAGCGAGUGCCGGUAUCGGAGAGGGUACAGCUUUGCAUUUUGCCAAACAUGGAGCCAAACUCUCGAUAACGGGACGAGAUAAGACGAGACUGGAAGACGUCGCUAAAAGAUGCUCGGAGUGCGGGAUACCGGCUGAUGACAUUCUGACCCUUUGCGGUGACCUGACUGACGCGGCCUUCAGGAAGGCGACCGUUGAAAAGACAGUCGCCAAGUUUGCCAGGCUCGAUGUACUGGUGAACAACGCGGGUAUGUUGUACCCAGGGGCGUCCAUGCAGAUGGCGGAAUCCGAGUACGACCAGUUGAUGAACCUCAACAUGAAGGUGCCCUUCCUCCUGUCCCAGCUGGCAGUCCCCCAUCUGGAAAAGACGCAGGGGAACAUCGUAAACGUAUCCAGUAUAUGCGGAGCUAAGUCGAUGCCGGAGAUCGGGAUCUACUGCGUCAGCAAGGCCGCCAUGGAUAUGUUCACUCAGUGCCUGGCUUUAGAGCUCGCGCCCAAGAAAGUUCGAGUAAACUCUGUGAACCCCGGCACUGUGGUGAGUUUGAUACACAGACGGGAGGGCGCAACGUUUCACGACAAGGACGACGAGUACACCAAGUUCUUGGAGCAACAAGCUGGUCGCCACCCCCUUGGCAGAGUGGGCCAACCUCAGGAUGUGGCUGAGUCCAUUGCUUACCUUGCCUCCGACGCUGCGAGCUUUGUGACGGGACAGCUCAUUUUUAUCGAUGGGGGUCGACACUGUGUGUGUGCUGGCGUCUCCAAGUGAAUACCUAGAUUUCCGAAGCUGAAAUACACUCGAAGCACAGGACAUUUUUGCAAAAUUCGUGUUUAUAAAUCACACCCAUCAAGCCUAUAACAGCUUCGGCGGAUGCGACUUACCUUUCGAAGCAGACAAGACUAAGUCAUAUAGAUGGUGGUGGGUUGUUAGAACAGUUCAUUAAAAGCGUUUAAGGCAUAAAAUGUUGGACAUUUUGAAGCAUUAUUGCACAUAUGGCAGUCAAGCAUACACAGAACCAUUUCUGAGCAUGCGCGACCAAACAACGUGAAGAUAUAUACAAUCAAGUUUUUACUUCGAGAGCAAAUUUCGUAACUUUCGCUCUGCAAAUGCUAUUUCCGUAUUUACUACUGCAGCUAGGUUCAACAGAUAUAAAAGAGUUUUAUAUACAGAUCCUCGCAUCAACAUCACUCAAAAUAAAUGUAGAAACUUGUGUUUUAUCUACUGUUUUUGUCUAUGUAGGCACUGGUAUAAAUUUGCGACUGCUUCCAGCGGAGUGAGACUGCUGGAUCGGCCUAGCCAAGACCCGUUUUUAGUGUAAUUAAUGCUCAGUUCUAUUGAUAUUGAACCAACAUGUUGCAGGUUCACAAAGAAUACAACAUGUACAUAUGUUUUUUUACCUUUUGUUAUUACGUUUCUAAACUUAUUUUGAAUGAUGUUGAUGCGAGGAUCUGUUUAUAGCAGCUAUAGAUUGAUGAAUGUGUUCAAGGACCAAACCAAUGGUUGAUGCGAGGAUCUGUGUAUAGCAGCUAUAGAUUGAUGAAUGUGUUCAAGGACCAAACCAAUGGUUGAUGCGAGGAUCUGUUUAUAGCAGCUAUAGAUUGAUGAAUGUGUUCAAGGACUUAACCAAUGGUUGAUGCGAGGAUCUGUUUAUAGCAGCUAUAGAUUGAUGAAUGUGUUCAAGGACAUAACCAAUUCGGAAUCGGAUGGUUUGAUCCAUGAAUAUGCAUGAAUUUCGAUAAUACGUCCUGUGUUCGAAGACAGGUGGUAAAUGUAUAUACGGCUGUAAGUAAUCCAAUAAAGAGAAGCGAUGAAUUUU